This is a messenger RNA of Pedinophyceae sp. YPF-701, 810 nucleotides long. The record is from the annotation of a GenBank genome assembly. Lineage: Eukaryota; Viridiplantae; Chlorophyta; Pedinophyceae.
AUGAAGGACGGACAGACACCCCCGGGGUACGAAUACACCCCGCCCCCCGCCGAGGCGGCUGCGGAGCUUGCCGAGCAGGGGCUUCCGAUCCAGCCGGUUCCUCACGGGUACAGGUUCACGCCGGCCGCGAACGGGGCCCCGAAGCGUCCGAGCGCGACGCGGCUGCAGAUGAUUAUGGAUUUCAUAUAUCAUCGUCACUUCGUGGCCUCGUUUAUCCUCGUGAUGGUGUUCGGGGCGAUCUACAGCCUCGCGGCCGUCAUCGCCGGCACCGUCAUCCUCGCCGGCGCCAAGGGCGUCGACUCGGAGGGCUACCUCGACGCCCGGUGCGCGCUGGGGGUGUCGAGUCAGGUCAGCACCUACGUCACGAGCGGCGGGGACACGUGGUACUGCUGCGACGUGCCCGUGACGGUCACGCCGCUCGACUCCUCCGUCGCGCCGUUCGACACCUUCUCGAACAAGCGCGAGUGCGACCCGGGCGGACCCCAGGACGGCCGCGACCCGUGCGCAGUGCACCGACAGCCAAUCGACGUCGACCUGUGCCACUACCACCCCGACAAGCCCGCGACGGACUUCUCCUGCGAGGCGACGCACCGCAACAAGCAGAACCGCGAGUACCCGUCGUGCAACGUGCUGUGGGGGGGUAAUUGGGACCUGUUGGCAUCGCGACGCAAGCUCAAGGAGCAGCGGGCCGCGGGCAUCGGGCUCCUGUGCUCGCUGGCCUUCACGGUGCCCGCGACGAUCCUGUUCUUCGUGCUGCUGUUCCUGCACGGCCACGUGAAAUGCCUGACCAUGCCUGACAACUUGUAUUGA